CGCUUCCUGCUCCCACGGUUCUCCCCUGCUCUCCUCCCCCCUUCGAUUCGAACUCUCUACCCACAAAACCAAACCCACCGAGAGGAAAAAAAAAUCUCUACCACACCGCAACUCAAAUCUAGGGUUGCUUCCCUCGCUCAUGGCCGACCCGCCGACCCCGGACGCGCAGCCGGAACAGGCCCCCGCCGCCGAGAAGCCCCCCGCAGCACCGCUGACGCCCGAGCCCGAGGAUGCGGCCGAGACUGGGGAGCAGGCGGAGGAGUCAGAGGUGGAUGAGGAGUACGUGAGCGACCCCGACGAUGCGCUCCCGGAGAUGCGUCGCCGGGAGGCCAGCGACGACGAGGGGUCCGAGGAAGGGAGGCGCCCGCCCAGGGCGCGGAUCGAUCCCGACCACGAGGACGACGGCCAGGGCGCCCCGGAGGAUUACGAGGACGAGGAGGAAGAGGAGUACUACGAUGAUUUACUGGAGGAAGAAGUGGGCGAGGGGCUUGAGGAGGAGUACGACGGCCGCGCGGUGCCGCCCAAGGAGGGCACCGCCGGCCAGGGAGAGGAGGGUGAGAAAGCUGGGGAGGAGGGAGCGGAGGCGGAGGCUGAUGGGGAAGAGAAGAAGGAGCAGGAACCGUUCGCGGUGCCCACCUCCGGUGCCUUCUACAUGCACGAUGAUCGCUUCCAGGAGGACGGCCGCGGCCGACGCAGGCGAAUGCUUGGUGGGAGGAAGUUGUGGGAUGCUAAAGACGAUCAAGCUUGGGUGCAUGACAGAUUUGAGGAAAUGAACGUGCAUGAGGAGCGCUACGAAGACAAGAGAAUGUCAAGAGGUCGUUUUAGAGGUCGUGGUGGAGGUAGAACCCGAGGUACUGCUCGUGGGUCUUCCAGAGGAGGGAGAUACCGCAGUUACAAUGAAGAUGGCGACAACCAAAACCGUAGCGACAACCAUAACCGCAGCGAUAACCAUAACCGUAGCGACAACCAUAACCGUACCGACAACCAAAACCGGCCUCAAAAGGUUGUCCGGGGGAGAGGACCCAGACGCUAUGAUACAAUUGCAAAGAACAACCGAGAGGUUGUUGGAUUCCAACGUAAACAGCCAACAAGAUCUCGAGAACCUGCCUCCCAUUCCACAGUCGUCAGAGAGCUUGGUCAAAUUUCUAAUGCACAUUCAGAAGCAGCUCCUGCUACAAAGAAUGUUGUCAAUUCAAGCUUAAAUUCUGCGUCACCACCGUUUUAUCCCUCUGGCGCAUCCAAUCACGCGGGAGCUCAAAGAAGGGACGUACAAGCAGGAGGUUCGAAUAAAGUUUUCCCAUCUGAGAACAUGAAGCCACAAUCUGGUCCAGCAGUUAGAGGGAGAACAGCCACGGAUUAUGGUGGGAGGGAUCGAUUUCAUGCCGAGGGUCCUGUUAGACCAUCUCCUGCAAGAACUGCGGGUGCAUCAUCGAAUUCAUCAGGGUUUGCAGCAUCUGCUGGCCAAUCCCCUAGUGUCAGGGCUCAAGGAGAAAAUCAGCCCACUUCAUCAUUUCACCAAACUUCUAGAAUUUCUACACAACAGCAAAAUCACAACUCGGUUAUGCACCAGAAGUCAGGCCAAGUACCUACUCAACUUGCAAUGAGAAUGCCAGCUCAGCAAUUGAACCAUCGGAUCGGCAAUUCUUCACCAACUGCUCAGCAUCUCCCUGCUAGAUCAACUGAAAGCGGUGAGAAUGGUUCAUAUUCUAGUUCAAACCAAUCCAAGACUCUGUCAUCUGAGGUGGAAAAGACCAACAAAGAAGCUGGACGGGGCUCCUUCAUGUAUGGUGGAGCCCAGGUUAUUGGGGCUGCUGGAGCUGUUGGUCUUGCCCAGGGCGAGCAAAAUUUUCCUGGCACUCCAGCUCUCCUGCCAGUGAUGCAAUUUGGUGGCCAGCAUCCAGGUGGCCAUGGGGGUCCUACUGUUGGUAUGGCCCUCCCUGGCUACGUUGCUCAACAGCAGCUGGGAAUGGGAAAUAACGAAAUGGCAUGGUUGCCACUAUUGGCUGGUGCAGCUGGGGCUUUUGGAGGAUCAUAUCCUCCUUACAUUGCCCUUGAUCCGAGCUUUUACUCUAGGUCUUCAGGACAGACUUCAUCAUCCAUUCCAUCCAGGGAAGCUAACAUUAGCAAAGGUGCCAAAUCUCCUCCUCCAAAUGAUGUUGUGACUGAAGAGCUUGAUCAGCGUCAGAACAAGCCUAGGAGAUACUCAGAGAUGAACUUCAGUCAGUGACGCACCAUAUAAGAAGGUGAAUUGCAUCUGAAUAAGCUUCAUAAGGUCCUAUUUUAGGCCCUUUGUGAUAUCCAGUUAUGAUCUGGAGCACUUGGGGUGGCUUCGUGUCCUAAGUUAUGUUAGGUCUUAUAGAUGCCUGCUCGAGCUGUAGUUAUCUGAUGGGGGUCACCUCACAGCAGAGCAGGGGUGGCAUUUGUUGCUUGAGUUGUGGUGUUGCUCGGUUGUGAUGAGUCUGGAAAUGUAAAAUUCGUUGGUGUCGUCUGAAGAUGUGGGUGGUUCUUGAAGAGUGCUAAGAAUAAUGAUCUGCGUUGAUUGAUAAAAGUUUGGCUUUUUAGUAAAUUUUGUUAGUGACUCCAGUUGAUGUCAGUCUGAUACACCUAUCCUCUUAUAGCGGUAUUGGCAAGAACAAGUGGCUUUAUUGCUGCAGUUUUAUCUUUUGGAACAUGUGGAAAUGUGGGUGAGCUUUGCGAUACUCUUCACCUUGAAUGAGUGUACCGAGUUAGUUUUCUUCCAUUUAGUCAUCCUUUACUGUACUUA
Brachypodium distachyon (stiff brome) is the source of this 2764-nucleotide messenger RNA. RefSeq names its product protein MLN51 homolog. Gene Ontology annotation, cellular component: exon-exon junction complex. Bases 140 to 2227 code for a protein of 695 amino acids. The transcript is spliced from 12 exons. Lineage: Eukaryota; Viridiplantae; Streptophyta; Magnoliopsida; Poales; Poaceae. Gene Ontology annotation, molecular function: mRNA binding. The record is from RefSeq and is a predicted model, not a curated record. Gene Ontology annotation, biological process: mRNA processing.